UAGAGGAAUAAAAUAUUUUUUAAUCGUAUUUAAUUAAUAAAUAUACAUAUAUUCAUACAUAAAUAUAUAAGACAAUGAAGAAGAAUAUAAUUUUCCGCUUGACUUUAAUGUUAAUCAGCAGUGACCUCGAUGUUAUAUGGGGACAAGAUUACUUUGAAGUUAUGAAUGAACAGCAGUGGCACAAUAACCAAGCAAGAAAUGCAGUAACUAAAAAACCGGAAGUAAAUUUUACGCCAAAAGUAUCAAUACCUAAUACAAUUAAAAGUACGGUAGAAAAAGUUACUAGUAAUUCAGGACAAGAAGUAGAGUGCCGUGGAAUGACUAAAACAUUGAGCAAAAUGGGUAAGGAUGUAAUAUGUAAACCGCGACCGACGUUGGUUAAAUUGAAUCCUGACUCUGGAUACAUUUAUAUUCCCGACGUGAUCUUAAUAGAUCGCUGCGACGGACGGUGUGGUCAUGAGAGUCAGUCCUGCAUGCCUAUAGAGACAGUCAGUACCCGUGUCUUGGUACAGAGAAUGCAAAUAGGCUCUUUACACUCUCCUUGCUGGGAAAUUCAAGUUGAAAAACAUACAAGAUGCAAAUGCGAUUGUCAACUCAUGUCGAGUGAUUGCAAUUCCCGGCAGAAGUAUAAUCAAGAUGACUGUACAUGCGAGUGCAGUAAUAUCAAGGAGAUGUUGGAUUGUUCGCUGAAGGAAGACAUGUUUUGGAAUCAUGAUACUUGUCGUUGUUCUUGUUUAGCAGAGGAAGAGACUUGCUCGACUGGAUUAAUGUGGAUCCCUUCGCUGUGCAGAUGCGCUAAAGUUAUGAUGGGCAACGAAGUUCCCCGAGAUUAAAAAUCAAUUAAAAACAAUGUAAUUAUGACAUUGAUGCUGAUG
Messenger RNA from Microplitis demolitor, 875 nucleotides. Its product is annotated as balbiani ring protein 3. Lineage: Eukaryota; Metazoa; Arthropoda; Insecta; Hymenoptera; Braconidae. Gene Ontology annotation, molecular function: growth factor activity; growth factor receptor binding. The transcript is spliced from 5 exons. Gene Ontology annotation, biological process: positive regulation of protein autophosphorylation; positive regulation of cell population proliferation. The coding region runs from base 75 to 833 and encodes 252 amino acids. Gene Ontology annotation, cellular component: membrane. The record is from RefSeq and is a predicted model, not a curated record.